Durusdinium trenchii is the source of this 1494-nucleotide messenger RNA. Lineage: Eukaryota; Dinophyceae; Suessiales; Symbiodiniaceae. The record is from the annotation of a GenBank genome assembly.
AUGCCCCAUACACUGACCGCUCUGGAUGGCCACGGAAACGACUCGCCAGAAGUCCUUGUGAAGGGCAGCCCAGUUCCAAUGUCAAACCCUGCCAAAAGGAAGACCUGUGACGCUGAGGAUUACUGGCCUCAGGAUGACCCUGACCACUGGUCAUACAAUGAAGACUCACAGGUGACCAUAGAAAUGCUAAUCUCGACUGGAGAGGUGUCAUGGCGAGGUAUUCAAUACGGACCUGUUUCUGAGCAUUGCAACACAGCGCCACCAGAUCAAGAUGGUCAUGAAAGGAGACGUUAUCCGAAGACUUCAGUAGAACUGCCUGCAGAAGGGCUCCCAGUCCGCUUCAAGAGCAUCAUUCAAACCUUUGCCUGGCCGGACAAGUUUUUGAAAGUGAUAGCUGAGACAUAUGGAGAACGCUGGCUUCUCAAAAGGUUGUGGAACUGGAGGUGGAACUUGAGCACAGCCUUUAGUGGUAUAGGAGCUGCUGAGAGUGCGAGCCUGAGCCUUCAGUCCGCAGCUCACAAGUUUGUGGUUGAAAAGACAGGGUUCAAGAAACCGUUGAGGAAUGUCCGUCUUGGAUCCAGUUGUGAAGUAUCCACAACGUGUCAGACCGUGUUGGCACAGACGUACAACCACUGCAACUACCCUGACAUCAUGGAUAUCCAGUUGGGUGCUACAUGCGGCAACUACUGCAGCACACAUGGCAAAUUCUGCAAGCCUCAAAAGAAGACCAACACCCGUAGACCAGUUUGUGUAGCUUUCUCGCUGAUGGGACGUCGGCGGAAAGAACAGGACAUCUCAUUCAGAACACAUGAGAAAUACUAUCAGGAGUAUGGCAAAUCAAAUUCCGUUCUGAUUGUGGAGAACGUUACAGAAUAUUCUGAAGAGAUUGUGGCUGCUCGUUUGGGGCCGUCUUGGCGGAUUCAGGCGACCAGGCUAGACCCUCGUAUCUUCGGCAUGGGCGUUUCGAGGCCGCGGCUUUAUAUGAUUUGCUAUGACUCCGACCAUGUCCGGUGGGAUGCUGACUUCACGCUCAAUGAGUUCGUGACAGCUCUGGCGGCCAAACCAGUGCUUACUGCUCGGGACUAUUUUUGGGAGAAAGUUCCAAAGAAGAGACUCACAAAUGCGGAGGAACAGAACCUCAUGGCAUACCGUGCGUUGGAUUCCAAGAGAUACAAUAUUGUUGAUGUGACUCAAUAUGCCAAGAAUGGCAGACCUCGUGGGCAGCUGAAAGAUGGCUCCCUGAUGACACUGACUACAAAUUGCGGGAAGUUCUUCUCUGAGGAUCAUGGACGGGUCAUGGCGCCAAAGGAGUUACUGACAGCUCAAACUCUCCCAACGACGGACCGUCAAAGUGAGACAUGUGGCGCACCUAAGUUGAAUCUGCAAAAGAUUAAUUCAACAGCAAUCCCAAAGCUAGCUGGCAAUAGCAUGUCGGCGCCGUGUGUGGGAUGUGUGCUGCUUGCCGCAGUUUGCGCUAUUAAAGCCAACCGUUGA